CCUGGACAUGUUUUAGUGAGAAGGCAAGCAGUCUAUAACAAUACCAAUAGUAGGUUUAUUUGAGGUUCUGCCCUUCUUAUAAACUGUUUUUUAAAACCAGGAUUAAAGAUGGCUGUUGCACAGAGCUGUAUAAAGAGGAGGGAGGACCAUGCCUGAGAAGAAAUCCUGGAGUUCAGACAGCCGUCCCAAAUGUGGCAUCCGCAGCUGGAGUGUAGACAGCUACGUGUGGAGCAGCAAGAAACACUCCCAGAGUUCCCGGAAAACCCCCGGCCUUUGGGGUCCGGAGGGGGAGGGACCGAUGGAUGAGCAGGGGGUGCGUUCCACCUCGUGUCCGUGGCGACGGCGAGAGAGGAAGUGUAGCUGCACCGUCUUGGGGGAAAUCGACACGGACGUCCCCUGUUGAAAAGCCCUUUCUCGACGCUCCCUCCGGCAGAAGUUCCAGGAUGCGGUGGGUCAGUGUUUCCCUCUCCGUAAUGGCCACCAUCACCACCACGGCCACUCAACAGAGUCCUCCAGGGGGGCUUUCUCUGUGCUCCUCUGGUCCAAGCGCAAGAUCCACAUCUCGGAGCUCAUGCAGGACAAGUGUCCCUUCUCACCCAAGUCGGAGAUGGCUCACUGCUGGCACCUCAUUAAGAAGCACGCCAGCCACCCCAGCACCAUCGUGGGCCUAGAGACUGCCCAAGCUGCUCAGGCUUCCCAGGCUGCCAGCAAAGAACAAUUCCCUUCCACAUCCUCGUCUCCGCCUUCGAUGCCUCUUUCCUGGGAGGGCAUUUGCUCAAGUAGGCCCCUGAGCCUUGAGGACUGGGACCCGUCCUGUCCACAAGGUGGAGCAGCCCAUGGUGACAGCUAUACCGACUACAUCCUUGUCCCGGACCUCCUCCAGAUCAACAACAGCCCGUGUUACUGGGGCGUGCUUGACCGCUUCGAAGCCGAGGAGCUCCUGGAGGGCCAGCCAGAGGGCACCUUCCUCCUGCGCGACUCGGCCCAGGACGAAUUCCUCUUCUCAGUCAGCUUCCGCCGCUACAGCCGUUCCCUCCAUGCACGCAUGCAGAACGGCAAGCGCUUCAGCUUCGACGGACGCGACCCGUGCAUGUCGGACCCGAGUGUCACGGGCCUGCUCCGGAACUACAGCGACCCGGCCACAUGCCUUUUUUUCGAGCCCCUCCUUGCUCUCCCCCUGCCCCGGACUUUCCCCUUCACCCUGCAACACUUGUGCCGCGCCGUGAUCUGUAGCUGCACUACGUACCAAGGCAUUGAUAUCCUUCCACUUCCCUAUCAGCUCAGGUACUAUCUUAGACAGUACCACUACAUGUGCAAUGGGGCUUGUGCAGUGUAGAAAAAUUAUAAUUACCUACUAUCAUUAUUGUCCCAUGGGUUACUACUCUUCCAUAUUGACAAUGAUUUAUCAGUUUUCAGAGACCUGUGAAGAUCCUUCCUGCAGUCGCAAGAUGGUUGCUUUGUAGACUUUUUCAUUUCCUUGUGGGAAAAUGUAAUCGGACACACAAGAGACUUGAAUGGGUGUGGGAGGGAGAGUGAGAUGAUUUGAAUGAAUGUCAGAGUGAAUGAUUGCAUUAUUACAGAAGCUAUGAGGAAGUACACAUCUGGUUUAAAAACUAUCUCAUCUGGACAAAUGUAACAUCCCAAUACAAUAAUCAUUGCUGUGUUAUGGAGAGACAAAUAUUUGGCAGCGAUUACUGCCUUCUUACAGUAACUUAAUGAGCGAUAACACUCAGAAACACUUUUAGUAUGUACAUUUACACAUUUAAUGCAAUAUGUGAGGACAGUUUAAAAGUGGUUACAUGGCCGUCCAACACAUAGUCCUUGUUUUUAUACAGAACUUUGGGAUUUUCAGUCUUGUAACUAGAGGAUGCAGAGGGCUGCAGUCUUAUCUAAGGCCACAAGAUGGCAAUAUAAAUGCACUAUUCACACUCAUGGUAUGUUUACAGAUGCAUUACAAGUGGGUUUGUCUUGGUUGCCACAACAUUUCAUUGUUUUUUUCAGUCCCAGAAAAGUACAUACAGUGCCUUCAGAAAGUAUUCAUACCCCUUGACUUUUUCUGCAUUUUGUUGUGUUACAAAGUGGGAUUAAAAUGGAUUUAAUUUAAAUUUAUUUGUCAGCGAUCUACCUGAAAUAACCUGUAAUGUCAAAUGGAAGAGAAAUUAUAUAUAUUACCGUUCAAAAGUUUGGGGUCACUUAGAAACGUCCUUGUCUUUGAAAGAAAAGCUCAUUUUUUGUCCAUUAAAAUAACAUCAAAUUGAUCAGAAAUACAGUGUAGACACUGUUAAUGUUGUAAAUGACUAUUGUAGCCGGAAACAGAUGAUUUUUAAUGGAAUAUCUACAUAGGCGUACAGAGGCCCAUCAUCAGCAACCAUCACUCCUGUGUUCCAAUGGUACGUUGUGUUAGCUAAUCCAAGUUUAUCAUUUUAAAAUGCUAAUUGAUCAUUAGAAAACCCUUUUGCAAUUAUGUUAGCACAGCUGAAAACUGUUGUCUGAUUAAAGAAGCAAUAAAAACUGGCCUUCUUUAGACUAGUUGAGUAUCUGGAGCAUCAGCAUUUGUGGGUUCGAUUACAGGCUCAAACUUUCUUCUCAAACUCGUCAGUCUAUUCUUGUUCUGAGAAAUGAAGGCUAUUCUUCAACUGGCAGCUUCAUUAAAUAUAGUACCAGCAAAACACCAGUCUCAACGUUAACAUUGAAGAGGCGGGUCUGCGAUGCUGGCCUUCUAAGCAGAUUUGCAAAGAAAAAGCCAUAUCUCAGACUGGCCAAUAAAAAUAAAAGAUUAAGAUUGGCAAAAGAUUACAGACACUGGACAGAGGAAGAUUGGAAAAAAAGUGUUAUGGAGAGACAAAUCUAAGUUGGAGGUGUUCGGAUCACAAAGAAGAACAUUUGUGAGAAGCAGAAAAAAUGAAAAGAUGCUGGAGUUCUUGAAGCCAUCUGUCAAACAUGGUGGAGGCAAUGUGAUGGUCUGGGGGUGCUUUGGUGGUGGUAAAGUGGGAGAUUUGGACUUGAAGAAUGAAAGCUAUCACUCCAUUUUGCAACACCAUGCCAUACCCUGUGGAUGGCGCUUAAUUGGAGCCAAUUUCCUCCUACAACAGAACAAUGACCCAAAGCACAGCUCCAAACUAUGCAAGAACUAUUUAGGGAAGAAGCAGUCAGCUGGUAUUCUGUCUAUAAUGGAGUGGCCAGCACAGUCACCGGAUCUAACUGCACUGUCCAAUUUACAGUAGCAAUUACAGUGAAAGAAUAUCAUGCUAUUGUUUGAGGAGAGUGCACAAUUAUGAACUGAAAAUGUAUGAAUAAACCAUUAAGGCACAUUUGGGCAGUCUUGAUACAAUAUUUUGAACAGAUAUGGAAUGGUUCAUUGGAUCAGUCUAAAACUUUGCACAUACACUCCUGCUAUCUAUGGGCCAGCAUCUAAAUUGUCCUCGGGCUGGAAUACUACAUUAUGGCCUUUCUCUUGCAUUUCAAAGAUGAUGCUAUAAAAAAGCAUGUGUUUUUCUUUGUAUUAUCUUUUACCAUAUCUAAUGUGUUAUAUUCUCCUACAUUAAUUUCACAUUUACACAAACUUCAAAGUGUUUUCUUUCAAAUUGUAUCAAGAGUAUGCAUAUCCUUGCUUCAGGUCCUGAGCUACAGGCAGUUAGAUUUGGGUAUGUAAUUUUAGGCGAAAAUUUAUCCAUUUACCAAUAGGUGCCCUUCUUUGCGAGGCAUUGGAAAACCUCCCUGGUCCUUGUGGUUGAAUCCGUGUGUGAAAUGUGCUACUCGACUAAGGGACUGUACAGAUAAUUUCAUGUGUAGGGUACAAAGAUAAUGUCCAAUAAUGUUUGUACCAUGUUUUGUGCUGCUAUCAUGUUGUGUUGUUACCAUGUUGUUGUCAUGUUGUGUUGCUACCAUGCUGUGUUGUCAUGUGUUGCUGCCUUGCUAUGUUGUUGUCUUUAGGUAUCUCUUUAUGCAGUGUUGUGUUGUCUCUCUUGUCAUGAUGUGUGUUUUGUCCUAUAUUUAUAUGUUAUUUAAAAAUGUUUUUUUUAUCCCAGCCCCCUUCCCCGCAGGAGGUCUUUUGCCUUUUGGUAGGCCGUCAUUGUAAAUAAGAAUUUGUCCUUUAACUGACUUGCCUAGUUAAACAAAGGUUAAAAAAAUUAAAUAAUAAUAAUAAUAAUUAGGUAGUCAUUAAAAAAUAAUGUUAAACACUAUUAUUGCACAAAGAAUCCAUGCAACUUAUUAUGCAACUUAUGCAACUUAUUACUUAUUAUUUUACUCCCAAACUUAUUUAACCUUGCCAUUACAAAAGGGUUGAAUACUUAUUGACUCAAGACAUUUGAGCUUUUCAUUUAAAAAAAACAACAUAAUUCCACUUCGACAUUAUGGGGUAUUGUGUGAAGAUCAGUGGCACACAAUCUCAAGAUAACCCAUUUCAAAUUCAGGCUGUAACACAACAAAAUGUGGAAAAAGUCAAGGGGUGUGAAUACUUUCUGAUGGCACUGUAAAAUGGAUACUGUUUCAUGUUAGCACUUUUUAGAGAGGCCAGAUACCUCAUUAUUCUGAUAUAUUGAAUUAUGGUCUUCUUAAUAUUGUUUCCUCAAAAUGCUCAAAUUUUCAACCACCCAAACAACCUUUAAUAACAUUAAUUCCAAUUUCCCUACAUGGAUACUAUAUUCUACUUCCAAAUACAACCAAUAGAUGCUCCAUUGUCAAACCUCUUUUCUGUGACAUUAUUUUCUAUGUAGAACAGAUGGUCAAGAAAUAUAUAAUAUCUUAUUUUUGACUGACUAUCUUUGUUUUCUAAUCGAGAACCUGUUAUCGCAUCAACAAAGCACAUAUCCUUGCUCUACUAGAAAAGCACUUCUCACAUAAUACUUAACCAUGCCCUUACCACUGCUCAGUAAAAUAACUUAAUAGUAUGGUAAUAUUUGCCUUUCAAAUGUGGGAAAAAAAUUCAAAGUGCUCUCUGCAAAGAGCACCUUUGAAUGUUAUUGCAUUCCAAAAAGUGGGAGAGAUAAGAAAUAGAAGGCACUUUCUUCCUCUCUAUGCAAGACUAAUUCAGAUUUUGAAGUUGUUUGUUAAUUUACAAGUAAUUUAUUUUACACACUCUUAAUUAUUGCCAUUUGGCGAUAAGAUUGAUCCUCACCACCUUCUCAAAACGCAUUGGAGAAGAAAAUGCGAGGGGAGGGACCCAAUAUGGUUGAAAAAUAGGUGAGUAGAUAGGAUGCGAGAAAUCAUGGAAAGACACAUUGAAAUUCAGUCAGGGGCAGUGUGCCUAUUCUCCUCCCUUAUCCAUAAGCACAAUUCCCAUCGUGGAUUUAACAAUGAUGGAAGCUCCAAUCCAUGCUUUUAAACCUGAGCAUUUUCCUUCCUCUUCAGCAACUGAGUUAGGAAGGACGCCUGUAUAUUUGUAGUGACUGGGUGUAUUGGUACACCAUUUAAAGUGUAAUUAAUUAAUUAAUUAUAGCACCAUGCUCAAAGGGACAUUAGUGUCUACUUUUUAAAAUGUUUUAACCAUCUACCAAUAGAAAAUCAUGGAAAGACACAUUUAAAUUCAGUCAUGGGCAGCUUCCCUAUUCUCCUCCCUUAUCCAUAAGCACAAUUCCCAUCAUGGAUUUAACAAUGGCAAAAGCUCCCCCCCGACAAUGAUAACACCAAUCCAUUGCUGUUAAACCUGUGACGGGAAGUGUGCAAGUGCACACUUUGGGUGAAGUGUGGAGAAUCGUGAUGCUGACUAGAUGAUGGGGAAAAUAAAUAUGGUUUCUCAAUGGACAGAGGCAGGAGCCAUACUUUUAUUGAUCUUCCCAUACCACAGAAAUUAAAUAUGAAUGUGUCUCAGAGUAUCCAGUUAUCAUUGCAGUCAGACCCCAUCCAGAGUUUAACAUUGUAACACUGUAUUAAGGUAUCUUAUUAUAUACAGAAUUCAUUAAAUCACAGACGAUUCUGUGAUGGGAUUGUAUGUCUUUGGUUUUAGCUCAUUUGUAGUAAUCAGUCAACAUGGGCACACACACAAGCAAGCACACACAUUGCACAGGUUACUCACACACAGACACCCACACACAAAACUCACAAGCACACAGGCACACACACACAGGCUUUAUUGGAGACUAUUGGAUUUCAUUGCAGUAAUAUUUAGACACAGCUGUCUGCAGCAGCCUAUUUCCUGUUGUGCUUAUGAAAUUACUCCAGCGAGACACCUCUCAGCCAAUAGAAAGUAUACCAAGAUCAGAUUGUCUGGGCCACAUGGGUUUGUAAAGAGAUGACAGGUACUCACCAGUGGAGGCUGCCGAGGGGAGGAUAGCUCAUAAUAAUGUCUGGAACUGCGCCAAUUGAAUGGCAUCAAACCAUGGGGUUGACGUAUUUGAUAAGUUCCACUCAUUCUGCUCCAGCCAUUACCACGAGCCAGUCUUCCCCAAUUAAGGUGCUGUGGUCCUGUGGUACUUACAUAUUGUUGUUUGAUACACAUUUUAUUUCGUUGCCC
Molecule: messenger RNA, 6454 nt
Organism: Oncorhynchus keta (chum salmon)
Lineage: Eukaryota; Metazoa; Chordata; Actinopteri; Salmoniformes; Salmonidae
Product: suppressor of cytokine signaling 4
Biological process (GO): intracellular signal transduction; phosphatidylinositol phosphate biosynthetic process
Cellular component (GO): phosphatidylinositol 3-kinase complex
Molecular function (GO): 1-phosphatidylinositol-3-kinase regulator activity
Source: RefSeq, a predicted model, not a curated record